AUGAAAGGGCCUUUUUUUUUGGCAUCCUUGAAUCGUGUGAGAAGGUGUAUAUAUACUCCCGUACCUCCUCCUCGUCCUUUGAAUCCCAUCAUCACCUACCUACCUAUCUCAUCCCAUCAUACACAUUCAACACCGAACUACACCAGUCUGUUCUUCAGGAUGUCUCAAUACUUUUGCCCCAACGAGCACCCCACCGGGCACACCUCCCUCCCUAACACCACCACCACCUCCACCACCCAACCCACCACUUCCACCACCGAACCCACCACCACAACCACAUCCCCCGACCAACCCUCCACCCGCACCAUCACCACCCCCUACUCCACCCUCGACCAAACCACCACCCUCCCCACAACCUCUGCUCCAGCCGAGACCUCAGCCCCAGAGACAGUUUCCGGGCUGGACCAGGCACACGUUAAGCGGCCUAAGCUCACCAGUGAGGAGGAUGAGGAGGGGGCGGACUGGAGGGAGGAAAACAGAAAGAUGGCAGACAGGAGGGGGGGAGAUUGGGGGAAAAGAUCGAGGGACGGAUUCGGGGGGCGGUGGGAGGGGUGUUUGAUGAUUUGA
Molecule: messenger RNA, 567 nt
Organism: Podospora anserina S mat+
Lineage: Eukaryota; Fungi; Ascomycota; Sordariomycetes; Sordariales; Podosporaceae
Exons: 2
Coding region: 1-567 (188 amino acids)
Source: RefSeq, a predicted model, not a curated record